AACUCAGUGGGUAACGCGCGAUGCCCGCAUCUUUCUCCUUAUUACUGCAUGGACUCCAUCACACAGUUCAUUAACAAGCCGGAACAUCGAGAUGUUCUUGCCAUCAUCAAAGGUUUCCGUAAUGGAGCAGUCUACGGCGCGAAGAUCAGAUUCCCCCACGCUUUAGUUAUGACCUUUUUAUUUGGUUCGGGAAGCUUGAAGGAUAAAAUGACAAUUAUACUCGAUGCAACAAUUCAGCAUUCAAAAAAUCUCGCAUUUUUUGUUACAAUAUAUAAGACUUUGAUGUAUUUGCAAAAAAAAAUUAAUGGUGGCAUGGAACAAAACGGCCAUUCUUUUAUAGCCGGUUUAAUUGGUGGAUAUAUUGUUUUCGGCGAUAAUAAUAGGGUUAAUCAACAGGUAAAACGCCAAGUGGUAGGUGAACCAAAACACACCUUCCCAGUAUUUGCAGCUAUAGUGUGGGGUGUUGUUAUGUGGCUCUUUCGUCACGAUCGUGAUGUGUUACAACCAUCUUUACAAUCGUCAAUGCA
Molecule: messenger RNA, 527 nt
Organism: Dentiscutata heterogama
Lineage: Eukaryota; Fungi; Glomeromycota; Glomeromycetes; Diversisporales; Gigasporaceae
Source: the annotation of a GenBank genome assembly